CAGAGCUUAAACGGCCACAGGUCCAACUAGGAACUCACUUUUGAACCCGUGAGUUGACAUAACCAUGAGAGUUGCUUGUCAUUUUAGUAACAUCUUUGCAGUGUGCCUGGAGAACCAGAGGGUUAACCCAGCUUCGCUUUUCAGAAGGAAGCUGCACCACCCUGGUUCACCUACCUCUGCCAUGCCCGGGUGGGUUUCCCACGGCUGCACCACCACCCCCGUCCCAGCACCCCGCAGGGGCCGGGGGCUGCAGCGGUGCUGUUAGCAGGGACUGGGGCUGCUCGCCCGAGCUCUGCCAGAGCCGCGCAGGGUCGGGGAGCAGCCCACCCCCUCUCCCUGCUGCAUUAAUGGGGGCUUUUUCCUUUUCCUGGCAAAGCUUCCCUGCGGGGCAGCUGAGGGCAUCCUGGAGAGGGUGAGUGAGCCCCAGCAGGAGGCGGGGGGGGGGGGGAGACUGUCCCCUCUCCCUGCUGCUGUUGCCGAAGCAGUGCCGGAGCCCGAGCCGUCGAUGUGGCUCCCCAGAGUUAGUUGCUCAGCAACCAGAAUCAAUUAAUAUGCUUUGCAGAAAGUGCAGGGGAAGCCCGAGCUGCUGUCAGCGAGAAGGCAGGAGGCUGAGGGUGACUCAGGAUCCCACUCCCACCUGACACCCAUUUGGUCCCACCCCAUCCUCUCAAACCCCCCCAUUAGCCACCGUUCUUUAUCCUUUUCUGCUUUCCUACGAUGACUUAGUGCGUGUUCCUAAAUCCUUCGGGCAAGUCCCUCUGAUGACACCACGAAUCUGGGAAUGAAGAACUUCUCAGAGCUGAUUGGAAAUGGCAUUGCAGAGCUGAAACUUAACUGGAGGAAAUAUAUCUCCUGAAGAAGAAAAUAUAAUGCACUGUAAGGAUCUGACUUCUGGUGAAAAAUUCAAGCCUAGAGAAAACUUGUCCGCUUUGUUAGGACGAAUGGGUUGGACAAUUUUCUUCAAUUCCAAAGGAUAUCUGAAUGCCAUGCUGAGCUUAAUCUCUGCAGCAUGCUCUGUGCUUCUCAUCUCUUCCUGAUGCACUGCAUGGUUAUCCUGAAAGGGAGGAUAAAGAAACUGGCCACCAAGAUGGUAAUCACUAGUGGAAAUGAAGAAGAUAAAGGCAGUCAAGAAAAGGAAAGCAAGGAAGAAACCAUCUUGGCAAUGCUUGGAAUUAUUGGGACAAUUCUGAACCUCAUUGUGAUCAUUUUUGUGUAUAUUUACACAACACUGUAAACUAGAAGGCAUGCAAAUAGACCAGAUAAAACAGCCAUUAAAAGUGACGACAAACAUUGCUGAUUAUUGACAAGUUGUUUAAUCAGAAUUGACUCUGUAUUAUAUUAACACAUCAUAAAAGCACUGCCUGCAGGCAGCGAAGGCUGAAGCACAAUUAAUUUAACAAGACUUUUUCACACAGUAACAAGCUUAACUCUCUUGUCCUGCCUACUUCCUUUCAGUUUGGUUUUCAGUUUGGAAGAAAAUGACUGCAAUUAUGUAAGUUGUAGCUUUGAAGAAAUCCAUCAGGGCUAUGUUGUUUUAACACACUUUGGGUGAAAAAAAAAAAAAAAAAGAAAGAAAGAAAGAAAGAAGCUCUAUGCUAUAUACAAUUAGAAAUGCAUACUGUAUACCCGCAAAGAUUGAACUCAAAGAUAGCUUCAUAGCACAGAUCACAUGUCUGUUAGGUGAAAUGACUUUUUUUUCUUGGUUUUUGCUUUUAUUUACAUUGAAUCUGACAAGCUUUUUAUUUAGAAUGAACAUAUGGUGCAAUCAUGAAAAAAACAAUUCCAUUGACCAAGGUCUGCCUAAAACUGAUAACAUGUUGGGAGAAAUACAUUACAUGGUUAUUUUUCUUUUCUCAUUUGCUUAACAUUUGUGUCUGUUCAUACCAGUGUUUAUAAAUAUAUAUUUUUAAUAAAUGUGCUAUAUUUUUAGCAUGAACCAAA
Messenger RNA from Falco peregrinus (peregrine falcon), 1941 nucleotides. RefSeq names its product TCL1 upstream neural differentiation-associated RNA (gene TUNAR). The transcript is spliced from 3 exons. Bases 1010 to 1234 code for a protein of 74 amino acids. Lineage: Eukaryota; Metazoa; Chordata; Aves; Falconiformes; Falconidae. The record is from RefSeq and is a predicted model, not a curated record.